Molecule: messenger RNA, 477 nt
Organism: Carlito syrichta (Philippine tarsier)
Lineage: Eukaryota; Metazoa; Chordata; Mammalia; Primates; Tarsiidae
Gene: S100A6
Product: S100 calcium binding protein A6
Exons: 3
Coding region: 103-375 (90 amino acids)
Cellular component (GO): perinuclear region of cytoplasm; nucleus; cytoplasm
Molecular function (GO): S100 protein binding; calcium ion binding
Source: RefSeq, a predicted model, not a curated record
GCGGCCUCUAUAAGGCCGGCCGGACUGCGACACAGCCCAGCCCCUCGACCGCUCCCUUCGAGUCCCGCUGCCUCCCUGUCGCUCCAAGCCCAGUCUUCAGCCAUGGCAUGUCCCCUGGAUCAAGCCAUUGGCCUCCUGGUGGCCAUCUUCCACAAGUACUCCGGCAGGGAGGGUGACAAGAACACCCUGAGCAAGAAGGAGCUAAAGGAGCUGAUCCAGAAGGAGCUCACCAUUGGCUCGAAGCUGCAGGAUGCUGAAAUUGCAAGGCUCAUGGACGACUUGGACAGGAACAAGGACCAGGAAGUCAACUUCCAGGAGUAUGUCACCUUCCUGGGGGCUUUGGCUUUGAUCUACAAUGAAGCCCUCAAGGGCUAAAAAUAAGUUGGGAAGGUGGAGACACCCUUUAGGGGGUCUCUCUGGGUCUGAUCCAGUGAUGGGUAACUGUAUAAUAAAUAUAUUUUUUGGGGGUCAAAUCUA